This is a messenger RNA of Metarhizium acridum CQMa 102, 657 nucleotides long. The record is from RefSeq and is a predicted model, not a curated record. Lineage: Eukaryota; Fungi; Ascomycota; Sordariomycetes; Hypocreales; Clavicipitaceae.
AUGGACAAACUCCUCAGCGUCGGAAAGGACAUGCUCCAGCAGCAGCUGUCUGGUCAGGGGCAGAGCCAAGUCAAACAGUUAGUACAAGCCGUGGCGGUACACCUCUCUCAGGCCGAAGCGACUAACAGCCAUCAAGACCAGGGCGGCGGCGGCGGCAAUAGCAGCAGCGGAGGAGGUUUCCAAGAUGAUAUCCUCAGGAUGGCCCAGCAGCACGCGUCCAGCAACGCCGGUCAUUCUGGCAACAGCGACCUAUUCUCCAACAUUAUGAGCGCCGUCGGGAACAAGCAGGAAAAGAUCCAAAACGAGGACAUUGACGAGCAAGAUGCCAUCAAGCAACACCAGCAUGCCUACAAUAACGACGGUAAAGGCGACUCUAGCUCGCUCGGAACCGCCGCCGCCAUGCAGGCUCUCAAGAAGUUCACCCAGUCUGACAACAACGCCAGCUCAGGGACGGGACAGGCUGCCUUUCUGGGCAUGGCCAUGUCCGAGGCUAGCAAGCUCUUCGAUUCCAAGGCUUCGCAGGGAAAGGUUGCGGACGGAGCUAGCAAGGAGAAUGUCGUGCAGCAGGCGGCUGAGAUGGCCAUGAAGAUGUAUUUCAAGAGCCAGGCCGAGUCGCAGGGUGGAUUGGCCGGGCUGGCCUCCAAGUUCAUCAAGUAA